AUGAAGGAUGCUCCUUCUGCUAGUGGUAAGGCAACAGAAGAUGUUGGUUGUGUUGUAACUGCUACUUCUAGUGAAGCAAUAGAUGGGACUAGCUCUAGCAAAAAGCAUAAUGUUCAUGCGACAAUACAAAAUGACCUGAAUAAAGUUGAUGAUGCUACUGCUGGAAAUAAUUCUGCUGCCAUCUCAGUUUCUGAUGGAAACUACCUUGCUAAUAAUUCUGCUGACAUGGUGGAUAUGGUUAAACAUGCUGAGCAUCAGCCUCCUGUCAAGAGGGGUAGAGGAAGACAUACUAAGAAGGGUAGGGUUACUAGUGGUUCAAAGAAUAAAUUUGAAAUCCUUAGUGCUAUUGACCCUGAUAAUCUGUUGGAAAUCUCUGCUGCUGAUUCUGAAAAAAAAAACAGAGAGAUUGUACCAUCAAAUUUAUAUUUGACCAAAGUAUUACUCUUGAGGGUUGUUCGGGGGGGAACUGGUUUCUGUAUUACUACAGUGUAUGGUUCGAAUGAUAGCUCCAUUCGUAAGCAACUUUUGACUCAACUUAACUCUAUGGAAGCUUUUGUUGGAAGUAGGGCUUGGUUAAUAGGUAGUGACUUCAAUGCCAUCUUAAAAGCUGAUGAAAGCUAUGCUAAAGUUAACUCUAGCACUCUGGCUGAUAUUUCUGAAUUCCAGAGCUGUGUGGAGGGAUUGGGGCUGUUUGAUCAUCCUUACACAGCUUCUGAUGUCGAAUUUCAGGCCCUUGGUGAUUCUGAUCACUGCCCAUCACUAAUUUGGUUGUAUAAGGAAAUCCCUACUGAUAUGCCUAAGCCAUUUAAGUUUUUUAAAUUUUGGGCUAUGUACCUUGAUUUCAUGGCCAUUGUCAGGGAAUCAUGGCAGACCCCAGUUAAUGUCAAUCUGAUGAAAUCACUUUACUUAAAGCUUAAAAGGUUGAAGAGAUGCCUCGAAGAUCUUAACAGGAACUGCUACAAUGAUAUUUCGGGGCAAGUUAGGGAUAAAAUGGAGAAAUUGAAGAGUUUGCAGCUUGCCAAUCUCGAUACAUCCACUGCUGGAAGGAAUAUUCAUGCUGAAGUGGAAACUGAGAGGGAAUUAAAGGCCCUUGAGGAGGAUGAGAUGUUAUUUUAUAAGCAAAAAGCUAAAGUGGAUUGGAUUAAAGAUGGUGACCAAGUGGUUGGAUUCUUUGUGAAUCAACUAGGGGUAGCUGACCCUGAGGUUAAGGGUAACAAUGUUAGCACCAUCAAGGAGUUACUUGGCUAUUCUUUGUCAAGGGAUACAGCAGACACCUUAUGCAAGGAUAUCUCUGAUGUUGAGAUUAAGGAGAGAGCUUGGGCUGUAGUAGGAGAAGACUUCUUGGCAAAAAUCAGGUACUAUUUUGACCACUCUUUUAUGCUUCCUUCAUUCAAUGCAACGACUGUUGUGAUAGUUCCCAAAAUCUUGAAUCCAAGCUUAGUAAAAGAUUUUAGACCCAUCUCUUGCUGCUCUAUUGUUUACAAAAAUGUCACUGGAAUUUUAGUGGAUAGACUUUCUUCUGUCUUUCCUGGCAUGAUUUCUAUGAACCAAACAACAUUUGUGAAAGGGAGAAGCAUAGUAGAUAAUACCUUACUAGCCCAGGAACUUGUAAGGGGUUACUCAAGAAAUAAAAUAUCACCUAAAUGUGCACUUAAAAUUGACUUGCAGAAGGGUUUUGAUUCCUUAAACUGUGAGUUUGUAGAUGUGAUCUUGCAUGCUUUGGGAUUGCCUGAUAAGUUCAUUAGCUGGUUAUGGACUUGUUUUGCUAACCCUAGGUACUUUAUUACCUUCAAUGGUAGUCUUGUUGGAUACUUUAAGGGUGCUAGAGGUGUGAGGCAAGGUGAUCCCCUUUCACCUUACAAUUUAGUUCUUGCAAUGAAUGUUCUUUCAAACCUCUUGAAUGUGGCUACUUUAAAGGGGGUCUUUGGUUAUCAUCCUAAGUGCAAAAGGAUUGGACUCACCCACCUUUGCUUUGCGAACGAUCUGCUCAUUUUCUGCAAGGGAUCCAUUGAUUCUGUCAUGGGGAAGGGUCUGAAUGUGCCUGGGGGAUUGGGGCUGCAAGAUGUUGGAAGUUGGAAUAAGUCUUGCAUUGUGCAGCUAAUUAGAAAGCUUUUGGCAAAUGAAGGCUCACUCUGGGUGGCUUGGAUGCACUCCUAUGUAAUUAGGAAUGUUGAUUUUUGGCAGAUGGAAAUCCCUACAAAUGCAAGCUGGAAUUUCAAACACUUGCUAGAAACCAGACAUGAUGUUGCUCACCUCUUCUCGGGUCAGGUUUGUGAUCUGAACACGAGGCAAGUCUGGGAUGAUCUGCGUGCUACUGCUCCUAAAGUAUCUUGGCACCAUUUGGUCUGGUUCCACGGGCGCAUUCCUAAAUUUAACAUCAUAGCAUGGAUGACAAUGCUAAAUAGGCAGCCUACUCGGGUUAGGCUCGUGCAAAUGGGCUUAACUAUUGAAACUGACAAAUGCUUGCUAUAUGGCAUUGUGGCAGAGACAAGAGAUCAUUUAUUCUUUGAGUGCAUCUUUGCUAAAGAGCUAUGGGGAUCCAUUCUUGAACUGUGUGGCAUUUACCGAGGAGUUAGCAGUUGGGAUGGUGAGCUGGCCUGGGCUACUCGUCUUUUUAAAGGCAAGUCCCUCAUUGUAAAGGUUCUAAAGCUUGCUUGGACUGGCCAUUAG
Messenger RNA from Hibiscus syriacus, 2670 nucleotides. RefSeq lists its product as uncharacterized. The coding region runs from base 1 to 2670 and encodes 889 amino acids. Lineage: Eukaryota; Viridiplantae; Streptophyta; Magnoliopsida; Malvales; Malvaceae. The record is from RefSeq and is a predicted model, not a curated record. The transcript is spliced from 6 exons.